Molecule: messenger RNA, 9479 nt
Organism: Trachemys scripta elegans
Lineage: Eukaryota; Metazoa; Chordata; Testudines; Emydidae
Gene: GCC2
Product: GRIP and coiled-coil domain containing 2
Exons: 23
Coding region: 82-5169 (1695 amino acids)
Biological process (GO): late endosome to Golgi transport
Cellular component (GO): Golgi apparatus
Source: RefSeq, a predicted model, not a curated record
GGGGUGACGAAGGCGGAAGCGGGGAGCAGGAUGCAGCGGCACUGAAACCCCCCCGACCGCCGCGCCGGGAGCGGCCCCGCCAUGGAGGUACAAGAUGCUGGACAAGAUAUGGUGGCUUCCUAUGCCACACCAGGAAGCGGUAAAUCGAAGCUGGAUACACUGUCCAAAGAAGAUCUCAUCAAAUUUGCGAAGAAGCAAAUGAUGCUUAUGCAGAAAGUGAAGUCAAGAUGCACAGAAUUGGAAAAAGAGAUUGAACUCAAAUCAAAACCAGCUGCUGGAGAAGCUGAUGAUAUUAUUCAGGCGCUCUCAGAAAGGCUGGAUGCUGUUCUUCUGGAAAAAGCAGAGAUCCAGCAGCAGUGCAUAGCCCUCAAAAAAGAAAAUGCUAAAAGGAAACAAGAAGCAGAGGUUGCUGUAACUAAGACAGAAGAACUGCAGAAGCAGUUGGAACAAUCAAGCAUUGACCACUUGAAAGAUAUUGAAGGCCUUAAGAAUGAAGUAGUAAGAGCACAGUCCAAAUACAAUGAAGACUUAGCCAAACUGCAGAAAGAACUGCAGGAAGAAGUGAAGAAACAAAUGGGGCUUGCAGAACAGCUUGAACUUCAUAAUAAUCAACAACAGGAAACUAAAAGACUACAAGAAGAGGUCCAGCAAAUUAAGCAUGCAUAUGAGGAACAGAUUUUAUGUCUGAAUAAACAGUUGGAAGCUAUCAGUGAGGAUAAAAACAAAAACAUUGAAAAUCUGCAAGAAGUUAUCAAAAAUAAUUCUCAACAUUACUGUAGUGAAAUCAAUAAUCUGCAUGAAGAGCUUUUACAGCUAAAGGGUGCACACCAACAAGAGGUUUCAGAAUUGAUGUGUCAGCUUGAAGCCACUUCUAAAGAAUAUGAAGAGGAGAGAAACCAGAUAAAUCAGCAAAAGCCAGACUUAACAGAGCAGCACUUGGUAAAAGAAGAAAGCAUGAAGGGUGAAUUAUAUGCUAGUAAUGAGAAAUAUGAACAUGAAUUGGAACAACUAAGAGAAGCUAUAAAUAAAAAUCAAGAAAAUGAGACAGAUGUAACAGAUGUACAAAGAGACACUUAUGGGGACACAAAAAUGGAAGAAAAGGUCAAACACUUAGAACAUAUUUUAAAAGAACUGGAAUCUCAACACAGUAUAUUAAAAGAUGAACUAACCUAUAUGAAUAAUGUUAAGUUAAAACUGGAGGAGGAAAUCCAGCACACGAAGGAUGAGUAUUUUCAUGAGCGGGAAGACUUGGAGUUUAAAAUUAAUGAACUGCAACUUGCUAAAGAAGAUCAUUGUUGUGUAAUUGAAAAACUAAAAUCAGAGCUCCAAGCAACAAGACACCAAUAUGAAAUCACUGAAAAAGAGCGUAACCUAGAAGUUCAAAGUUUGAGAGAACAACAAGAGAGAGAGAUUUCGGAACUACAUCAGACUUUAUUGUCAAAUUCAGAAAAAGAAAAUAUGGUAUUGGUUUUUGAAAUACAGGAUCUUAAGGAACAGUAUCAAAAGCUCAUACAGGAGAAGGAAGAAGCAGUGUUCAAUUAUGAGAGUUUGAGGGAAACCCUGGAAACUCUACAAACUGAAUUGGGGGAAUCAGCUGGAAAGAUCAGUCAGGAGUUUGAAUCAAUGAAGCAGCAGCAAGCUUCUGAUGUCAGUGAGCUACAGCAGAAACUCAGAGCUGCUUUCAAUGAAAAGGAUGUUCUUCUUGAAACAGUGAGUCGUCUUCAGGAAGAAGCAGAAAAAUUAUCAUCUAAACAAGCGGAGGCGGAAGAACUUAAGCAUAAAAUAGUCAGCUUUCAGGAGGCGAAUGAGGCAAUGGUGAUCUCUCUUGAUCAAAAAGAGAUCACAAUAAAAGAACUGGAGGAAAAGGUGACUAGUCUUGCCUUUCAAAAAGAUGGUAUUUUAAGUGAACUGAAAUGUUCAGGUGAAGAAGUAGAAAAUCUCCAAGAAAUGUGUAAAAAAGAACAAGAAAAGGUCCUGGAACUUCAGCAACAAGCAGAAUUUGUUAACCAGUGCAACAGUGAACUGAAAAAAAAUGUAGAGGAUUUAACAGAGACACUAAAAGAAGCUUUAAAAGAGAAGGAUGAGAAUAACCAAAAGUUAGUGCAAUUAGAGGAACAAAUGGAAGCUCUCUCACUUGAUAGAAAGAGUCUGUUAUCUCAAGCAUAUACUCUUCAUAAGGAAAAUGAGAAAAUCAAUAAGGAAAAAGACAAAAUAAGUAGUAAUCUGGAAAAGGUUGCCUCUGAAAAGGAGGAUUGGCUAGUGUUUAAAGAACAAGCUGAAAGUUUAGAAAAGAAAUUACAAAUUGCUGUUGAAGAAAAAGACCAUUUAACUAUGCUACUUGAAAACAAACAAGCACAUGCAUUACUUGUCAAAACUCAGCUGUACAGUUUGCUUGAGCAAAUAGGGUCCAGACUUUCAGAUGAUGAUGAGGAACAUGAUGCUAUUAAUUUACUGCAGAUUGCAAAUGAAUCCUUGGCAAAAAUGAAAGAAGAAAAACAGAGCCUUACUUUGCAGAAUGAUGAAAAAGUUCUUCAUUUACAGCAGAAGGUUGAGAGACUUCAGGAAGAAAAUGUAGUUCAGUGUGCAGAGCUCAGAUCUUUGCUGGAAAACUUUGAAAAAGAAAAGUCUCUCUUAGCAGAAAAAUUAGAAGGAGCUUUGUCAGAAAAAGCAGCCUUGCAGCUAGACAUCCAAGAGAUGAAGAGUGCCAAUGAGAAAGCAAGGAUUGAAAAACAAGAUCUUCUAGCUUGUAUUGAAGAGAUCUCUCAAAAACUUGCAUGUUAUGAAAGCCAAAUACAAGAGCAACAGAAGGAAUCUUCUACAGAAGAGCAAGAAAACCUAAAACUCAGUCUAGAACAAAGAGAGGCUGAACUUAGAAAUGUGAAAGCUGAACUGACCUUUCUAAAGGAUUUCCUGGAGAAGUCGUCUGUAAAAAAUGACCAACAAUCUUCAGUAGCAGAACUACAAGAAAAAAUUGUAUGUCUGGAAAAGCAAUCUGCAGAGAGAGAAGAGAAGUUAAAUAAAGUUAAAGCCAUUGCUGUGAAAGCAAGGAAAGAACUAGAUUCCAGUAGAAAAGAGGUGCAGUCUUUGAGAGAAGAAUUAGAGUUGGUACGAUCAGAGAAAGAUCAGUUGUCUACUUCUAUGAGGGACAUCAUCCAAGGAGCAGAAAGCUAUAAGAAUCUUUUGCUGGAAUAUGACAAGCAAGCAGAACAGCUGGAUUUGGAAAAGGACCGAGCAACUAAUCUUGAACAUCAGAUGGAUGGCCUUACAAGACAGCUACAGACUUCAACUCAGCAGCAAGAGCAACUAAACUCUGCCAAUGAAGACCUUAUGGCUCGUCUUGAAACUCUACAGUCUAAUGUUAAACUGCUAGAAGCCCAGAUAUUAGAAACGCAAAGAGCCAAAGCAAAAGUCGACAAAGAACUGGAAGCUGAAAAAUUUCUAAAAGAGCAAAAGAUAAAGGACCACAGCAGUGCUGUAAGAGAACUUGAAGACCUUCAGCUUCAGCUUCAGAAGGAAAAGAAACAUCUUCAGAAAACUAUGCAGGAACUAGAGCUGGCCCGGCGGGAUGCCCAGAAGAGCACACUAAUGGAUAUGGAAAUGGCUGAUUAUGAGCGUUUAGUGAAAGAACUUAAUCAGAAGAUUACAGAUAAAAACUGCAAAAUUGAAGAUCUUGAGCAAGAGAUCAGAAUUCAAAAACAAAAACAAGAAACACUACAAGAAGAAAUAAAAUCCCUUCAAUCUUCUGUGCUACAGUAUGAGGAAAGGAACUCCCAAAUAAAACAACUGCUAGUGAAAACCAAAAAAGAACUGGCAGAUUCAAGGCAAGCUGAAAAUGACCAUCUAAUACUUCAAGCAUCAUUAAAAGGAGAGCUAGAGGCAAGUCAGCAGCAAGUGGAAGUCUAUAAGAUUCAGCUGGCUGAACUAACGUCAGAAAAACACAAGAUUCAAGAACAUCUGCGGACCUCUUUGGAGCAACACCAGCGCACUCUGAAUGCUUACCAGCAGAAAAUUGCAACCCUACAAGAAGAGUGCAACACAGCAAAGGCAGAACAAGUUGCUGUUACCUCUGAAUUUGAAAGCUACAAAGUCCGUGUUCAUAAUGUUUUAAAACAACAAAAGAAUAAAUCUGCUUCUCAGACUGAAACUGAGGGAGCCAAGCAAGAAAGAGAACACAUGGAAAUGGUAAUAGACCAACUAAAAGUAAAGUUACAAGAUGCCCAGCAUAACUUACAAAUCAAUGGAACUGAACUUCAAGCAUUGCAGUCUGAACAUGACACCCUGCUGGAACGGCACAAUAAGAUGCUGCAGGAGACGGUGACGAAAGAGGCAGAACUCCGAGAAAAAGUCUGUACUAUACAGUCUGAGAACAUGGUGUUGAAGUCAGAGCAUGCACAGACUGUGAGUCAGCUGACGACCCAGAACGAAGCUCUUCGGCACAGUUUUAGAGAUCAAGUGAGGCAUUUGCAAGAAGAGCAUAGGAAGACUGUAGAGACCUUGCAACAGCAGCUAUCCAAGGUAGAAGCCCAAUUCUUCCAACUUAAGAGUGAACCUAGCACAAGAGGUCCAGCUGUUUCAAACCUGCCAGUGAAGAACUUGCGAGAACGGAGAAACACUGACCUUCCUCUUCUUGAUGUGCACACUGUAGCUAGGGAAGAGGGAGAAGGAAUGGAAACAACUGACACAGAGUCUGUGUCUUCUGCCAGUACCUAUAUGCCAUCAUUGGAACAACUUCUUAAUUCUCCUGAAGCAAAAUUUGAGCCACCUCAAUGGCAAACAGAACUCACCAAAGAAGAGCUGGUCCAGAAGCUAAACACAACAACAAAAAGUGCUGAUCAUUUGAAUGGAUUGCUUCAUGAAUCGGAAGCAACCAAUGCAAUAUUAAUGGAACAAAUUAAGCUUCUUAAGAGUGAAGUAAGACGACUGGAAAGGAACCAAGAGCGAGAGAAGUCUGUUGCUAAUCUGGAAUACUUGAAAAAUGUUCUGCUGCAAUUUAUAUUUCUGAAGUCAGGCAGUGAAAGAGAGAGGCUUCUUCCAGUAAUGGAUACCAUGUUGCAGCUCAGCCCUGAAGAGAAGGGAAAACUUGUUGCAAUUGCCCACGGUGAGGAAGAAAGUGCAUCACGGCCUUCUGGCUGGGCUUCGUACCUUCACAGUUGGUCAGGACUUCGAUGAGACAAUGGAAAUCUUUUUAGACAUUUACAUUCCACAAUUGCACUAAUAGAGAAAUUUUACUAUAGAAGAAUGAACCUUACAUGUGUAGCAUUGACAGUUUUAUUUUUCUGAUUUUGCAAAUUACCUUAAGCAAUGCAUCUUAGCCUAAAAAUGGGAAUAGAGGGUUUCUAAAGAAUGUGCUCUAUUACUUUCCGUCUCCAGGUUCUGACUGCACCAAACUAUUUUAUUGUUUCUUGUAAACAUUUUUAGAUUAAGCAAGUUGGUAUUCAGGAGUAAAAUGAAAGGAGUGAAAAGUUUCUGAUUACUUGAGAACAUUAUUUGGCAAACUGGUCACAUAUUUUAUUUUUAUUUAAAAUGUCACAUAAUUUAAUAGCUAGAACAAUAGGUAAAAAUUCUUAAUAAAGUACUUCAAAAAUACAUUUUCAGGAUGCUAUUUUCACUCAAUGUAUUUGAAGAAAACAAAUAAUUUUGUAUUAUAAUAAAUCUAUUGUCCAUAUAUUAUAAUGUCAAAGUCAAAUAAAACUGUUUCCACUGCAUGAUGAUCUUUAUAAAAUAUUGCAUGGCUCUUAAGAGAAUUUGGAGACACAUGGCAUUUUCUGUUUUGACUUUGGCUAAAUUCUCAGUAAACUUUGCAUCAAAAACAGAUUCAGAAUAUAAGGCCUAGGGCCAAAUAGAUUAGUGACCCCUAAAAGUUGUCCUGUGUUUAGGAUAUUAAUACGUUGGAUGGAUAUUCAAGGCCUAACAUUGGAUCAGAGGCUAGAGAGCGUUCAGGGAAGGCCCAGGACAGACGUUUUCAAGAAUCUGGCACAUGUGGGCUGAAAUUCUAGGAGAGAGGGCUUAAACUAAGGUAUCUUUGUCUGAGGUUGGAAUCUGCAUAGGCAACUUGAGGGAUGAGUAACAAAGACUAGGCAAGAAGCUGUAAGCAGGCACUUACACUAUCAUGCUAGACUGAAAUAAAGGGACUUCGUUAUAAAGAAUGACGGUAGGAACAAGGAAGGAAGGAAGGGUCUGAAUUUGCUGACGUUUACACAUCCUAAAUAAAACUGCCAGGAAAGAAGGAAGUGUGUUUUCUUGGACAACUUUUAUAGCAGAUGCAGUUUGCAGGCAUUCUAAUGUAAAGAAAUUACUCACUUCUUUCUCUUUUCACUCCUCCCUCUGUCUCUGCCUUUUGGUCAAGUGGUUUGUGCUUCAUUUUAUUUCUGCUACUUCAUGGCUUUUCUGGAAACAGCACUUCCAUCUGUAAGAAUAAGUAUAAUUCUAUUGUAAACAGUGCGCUCAUUUUCCCCCCCCCCCCAGCUUCUAUGUUUUGUUUUUUACUUUUUUCCUCCUAACCCAUGCUGUCUUUUUCCACUACAUAUUCCAGUUCUGUUCCCUUAAUUACUCCAUUACUUGUGUGUACAUUUAUUAUAUAUACAUAUGCAUUCUUCUCACCUACUAUCCAAGACUUUUUCAGGCAUUUGUCUCCUCUUCUCCAAUAUGCUCUUAUUCAGUCCUAAAACUACACUUCUGAACACAGAGGAGAGGGAAGAUGCACACUUAGACCCACCAGCACAUCUUUCUCCACUACAGAUACUGCUGCCAGACCACACUUUACAAAACUAAUCAGCAAGACCAGGGUUAGGGAAAAGCAGUCCUGAGAUUCUGGUGUCCACUCCCUGAAUAACAUAGUAUUAAUCAGGACUGUGGUUAAUUUGGCCGCAAGAACAGCAGUAGAGAUUAUCUUGCUAUGAGAACAGAAUGUCUAUAAUGAGUAGUUAUUGAUAUGAAAGUGACUAUAUGUAAAUGACUUCUUAGUCAUCUCUACUUCCUGUGACUUACUAUAUUGAGGGGGAAAAACAUUUUUUUUUAAUUGCUAUUUGCUGUUAGCACUGCAAAGCCAACAUAGUUACUAUAGAGUAAAUCCUUUUUGGCACAAAUCAAUUACCAACGCACUUCUUAAAUUCUACUUGCAGAAUUGUCCUGGGUCAUAGAUGAGUCAGAAAGCAUCCAGUUUGACUUUCCUAUCUAGGAUUGCAGGCCUCACAAUUAGAAAGACAUCUUUUGAACAAUUGAAGAUGCCACUGUGGUGUUCUUACAGUCAUUUUUGGACUAUAAGCACCCCUUCCGCAUCAUUGAUUUGUUCUAAAUCACUAGAUGUUAAUCCUAAUUUUUCUUUUUCACAGUCAGCUGUGAUUAGUCUAAUUAAAACAAUGCCAGGACAAAGUUGGUGGUAAAAGAUUUCAGUUCAUAAUAUUUCACUCAUAUGCUUACAUUUUUAAAUCACAGCAGGAAAAUGUCUGCACUGUUUCUUAUGUUGAUUUCAAAACUAGUUCAACUGAACAUUUGCUGCUGUCAUGAUUCUUUUCUCCUUCAGUCUUUUGUGCACAAUAUCUACUCAACUGUCUUUGUUAUAGAGAGGCUGUGACAAGUGAAUUUUUCUCUUUUAAAAUGUGUAUUUCAAAUCCUAAGAUUUUUUUAUUUAACUUUGCAAACUGUGAAUAACAUUUUAUGCUGCUUGCAUACUUUAACAUGGACUGUAUUAAAUAGCAAUGGCUUUUUGAUUUGUUUUCAGACUUUUGACUUGUAUAUCCACUGUGUUAGUGAAACUCAAAUAUUGUGCUCCUGAAUGUAAUAUACACUUCUUGCAUAUGCUUCUGCUACAAAGGAACAUUACUGAGGCCUUGAAAGAGUGUUGUCGAGAAUAUUUUAAUUAUUACAACUAAACAUAUUUGUAUAAUGUGUGUGAUACAAUUGUCAGUGCUUUCAAAACAGAACAAAUAUCUUUCCAGGCUGUGGACGAAACUUCAGCUGUAAGUAAGUGCCUGGGUUUUUAAAUACAUAGUUACAGUAAACAGGAUAGACAGGACAUGUGGACUGGAAGCAGAAUUAUUUUGAAUGGUAAAUAUAUAUUUCAUUAACUUCCAUUUUAGUCUGCUAAUAAAGCACCCUAGUUGUGACUCAAAUUCCAAAAGGCAAUUUAAAUUGAAAAUUAAAGCUGGCACUUUGCUCACCUUGACACUGUGCUGCUCAUUUUUAAAGAGUAUAUGUUGGCCUCACUUUGAGUCUUUGUUCUGUUUACUAUUUUGCAGUACCAUAUUAUCCUGAGUUGUUUACAGACUUGUAAGAAGACAUGACCCCUGCCCCACGGAGUUUACAUACUUAGGGCCAAAUUAGGGGCUCCCUAGCAUUAGGAGGAAGAGGGUGUGAGGAGUAAGAUGACAUAACCCUACUUUCCACCCUUGGCCACAGUUUGAUUACAGAUGCUGGGGACUUCAAAAGAGCCUGUCUGUUCUGAAGCUAGUGCUAGGAACUGCAGAGGGAGAGUGUUUGGUUAGGGCCAUGGCCCCACCCCCUGCAUAUCUGUUGGACUGUAGUUCAGCAACUGCUACCUACACUUGCACAAGUCUGCAGCCCACUCCCUUUUAUUGCCUUACAAAGGUGUUGUUCCUGCAGGUGCCACCAUUUGGCUUGUGCUUCUCUUUUCACCUGCAGAGGCACAGCUGUCCAGAGAGCCAGUCACAUUGAAUACUUUUUUAAAAUUCACUAUUAAAACCUCUUUCUGAGGAGCAUGCUUUAAAACAUAUCCUGAUUUCUUUUGUAAAGAAAUGAAACACACACACUUAAAGUGUAACUGCUCCUUUGUUUAUUCACAAGGAAAUUUUGAGUGGUCCUGAAGGCAACACCACUGAGCAUGCUCAGGUCCAUCCUUUCUCUCCCUUUUCCUUUCUCUCCGCACAUCUACCUCCCAACCUUUUUGUACUAGCUCUGCUGCUGCUAUGACCAUUAAUCACCUUUUUGCAGAGCCUGGGAAAGGCGGGCAGCAUCCGCAAAACAGUGAAACUGGGUGUACACGUUGUCGGAGGUGCAAAGUGAACAAAUGGAAGAGAACUUCUCUUUCUGUUGUAGUAAUCGUAGGGGUUACUUGUAACAAAAGUAGAUAAAAAUGUUUGUUGGAAAUGUGACUUUAAUUGAUGGUCUCCUAAUGUUCUGUUGUACAUUUUGAUAAAAUGCAUAUUCACCUGAGUGUGUGCCUUUGUUCUGAAUGCCUAUUUUCUUUGAUAAAUUGAGUAAAUGUUAUUCAGGUACUUCCUGUUAUGGAUUUGUCCUGCAGUACAAAAGUAAAAGGGUUUAUGAUGGUAAAAAGUUGUAUUAUGUGAGUUAUGGGUUUACUAUAGAAAUACUGGCACAAUCCUGACUUGGGGAUAGCAUCACCAUGUUGAAAAUGAAUGUGAAAAUGUGUGUGGGGAGAAACAUACUUUUAGAAAUGUAAUGUAAAAUAACUGUCUUAGUAUAUCAUAUUAGGAAAAAAUAUAAAUGAACUUUAAAAAAGA